AUGACGACCUACGAAAGAGCGCCCCUGGACGACCUCGACGGUCUAAAAGACGACCAUUUUCGCGAUGGAAUGGCGCGGAGCGCAUCGCGCUUGAGCUCAACCUCAACUCUUGUCCCCUCGAACACGCACCGGGCACGUCGGUCUGGGGCGUGGAAAGCCUAUCUUCUCAUUCUUUCCCCAUUGAUCUUUGCUUCGGCCAUAUGUGCCGGUCACCACGUCUUCCUAUCAGUCCUCGAUGGGAAGGACGUUGACAGCUUCUCGAUAUCUCAAACGUGGUUUCGAGAUGCUGGGAAUGCCCUCGCGAAGAUUGUUCAGUUUCUUCUCAUCGUGUCGGUUGGGAUUGUUCUAACGCAAAGCAUAUGGUCGUAUAUCCGAGGACAUCGCGUGACGUUGAGGAAUCUUGAUGCCUUGUACUCGCUACCAUCCUUCUCGAGUCUACCCUCGAUGGCUGCAGGGGGCCGCAUAGUUGGUGUCCUUCUCCUGGCGGUUGUGAUGAAGACACUCUCCCUUGUUUCAAUCUUCGCGCCCAACGCCCUCUCGGUCGUGCCCGCAUCCUACGAAAGGCGCGACUUGAUUGUCCCUGUUCCUGGUCUCGAUGGCAUCUCCCUGCCAACCAGCUCUUACUUCUUUCGCGAUGGGUUAUGCGCCGGAGGCUCGUCAUCAACAUGCGACGACGGAUUCUUCUACAUGAAUCCCUCGUCUAGCUUUCAGAGACUCACUCGUCGUGUUUUGGAUGGCGGUGCCAUACUCCCAUGGGCGCCUCCCCCGGGCUGCAGCCGUGGGUGCAGUUAUGAUGUCCAUUAUUGGGGACCCGCUUUGAACUGCACCAUCAUCCCGCCGAGCUCAAUAGAGCCCAUCGACACAGAUUUCGCAUCUUCGAGCGGGCUUCACAGCACGACCGACAUCAAGGUCACCGAUCCCACACACUAUCUGGAAGGGGCCCACGUUUACAACGCCACGACCAACUUUGGGUCUGGUUAUACUUGGAAUGGCGGUCAGGAUCAGAGUCAAGACUCAGGUUACGUCAAAGGAUCGCCGAUUGCGAUGUUCUUCUCGAGUCCCCCCAAAGACUCGUUCUCCUUUGACGUCGUCUAUGCCACGAAUGAGUUUAAACUGCCGUUUACGUCCCAAACUAUGAUAUCCUACAAUCUGACGGGUUAUACUUGCGCCUUUCAUAACGCAUCGUAUACGGCCUCCGUCAACUAUACGAAUGGCUUCCAGACGACGUCGAUCGAUAUCACCGAUUAUGGCGCCCCAUUGGGAUCGGUGCAAGAUCUACACCAGGAACUGCCCGCGUCAUACGUCCAUGAGACAGACCCAGAUAUAUUGUCCUCAUUCGCCGCUACGAGCCUGGCUAAUGCUAUGUCUCAAUACGUGUACGGGAACAUUGCCCUGACAGAGAUCAGUCUUAAUAACUUGAGUUACCCUACACUGGCGCCUGCGUACACGAGCGUCCUAAACUCCAUUUUCACCACCCAGACCACCUUGGCUGAUGGCAGCGGUCCCAGCGAGGCGGAUACGCUGUCGCUAUCACUCAUCUCAUCAGCCUACGACAAUCUCGGACAACUUCUGGAGGACGCAUGCACGAACUUGACGGCGUCCUUGAUGUCGGACACCGCCAAUCUCGGGCUUAACCAGUCUGUGUCGGCGAUUGUCAUCCCCGAUCACAACAUAUACAAGUACAAGCCAUUUCGCUUGUGGCUUGUCUACGGCAUCGCUCUCCUGGUCACGCUCGUAGCUGACAUAUAUGGCCUCAUUUGCAUCCUCGCGAACGGCGGUGCGAUGCAACGUGAUUUCUCUUCCAUCGCCGCGUCUGUGCGGAGCCGCGAUCUGGACGCGCUCCUCGGCGAGCCCGGAGAGCCCUUGACGGAUCGCGCGAAGAAGGUCAAGCUGCGAUACCGAGGUGGAAAUCCUGUGAAAGGAUGGAGGGCUGGUUUCACCGUUGCUGAGAAUCCCAGGGGCGAAGAAGAUGCAGAGAUGAUGGCCGAAACGACCAGGUUGACGAAGGAACUGUAG
Messenger RNA from Peniophora sp. CBMAI 1063, 2016 nucleotides. Lineage: Eukaryota; Fungi; Basidiomycota; Agaricomycetes; Russulales; Peniophoraceae. The record is from the annotation of a GenBank genome assembly.